UUCUUUGAGAGCCGCACCCAACGUUCGCCCUAACCUCUGACCUGUUACAACAGCAACAUGGCGGAACCCGGUAAAAACCAUGCUGGAUUUGAACCCUCCAAUAAUUCCAGCGAAACUGCGGCUUCUUCAGCACAGAAUGCACCAGCUGAAUUUUCCGAGAGUCCACAGAAAGAUGGCGAAGGUUCGAAACGAGAGGAUUUGGGGUAUGACCUGUUCCACGGCAGAGGAAAGUCGUACAGGGAAACCAUGACAACCCCGUACGGGAAGUUCGAGAAUCUGUUUGACUCCUAUCACCCCAGGUGUAAAACCAAGCUCAUGGUCGCCAUGAAAUCUAAUCCGUUUGUGAAGCUGCUGCUGAAAGCAAUGGAGGAGUCAGGAUGGCCAGACUGGUACAACAACCUGCAACAUGUCGCAUGUUCAGAGAUACGAGCGGCCAACUUGAGUGGUGACUGCCAUUUUUCUGGGGAGUUGAGGAGAUUUCAGCUUAAAGGGGUGAAAAAACACCAUCAGACAUGUGUGUGGCAGCGAGCUAAGGAGUCAGUGAAAGUUGUGAGGAACUGUACAGAUGAGGAGGCGUCCCGAGCCGUGGACUCAGUCUGGGACGCCUGCUUCAACGACCUCGCUCCGUUCCACAAGGUGCCCAGGAACAAGAAAGACGCCAUACGGGCUGCCAGGUUCAGAUAUGACUAUGAUAUAUGAUUGGUAAUAAUUGUAACAAAGUGUAGUUCUCAGGUACAUAUGUACUUUUAUAGCUUUAUGUCCAGGUAAUGAGAUACAGUUUUCAAAAUCUAUCCAGUUGCUUAACUGUUUUUUUGUGUUUUUAUAGCUUUUGUUAUAGUCAGGUAGCAGGGUCUUAGGUUACUUGAAAAAUAGUAGAAAUGUGCCAAACAGACCGAAUAGUAUGAAUAGUACAAAAAUGUAUGCCUGCUAGAGGGAACAGUUUGCAACCUACAGAGGUUGCCACUUUCUACUAAUUUGACCAUUUUUCCCUAUUUCUCCAUCAACCUGAGGAUGCUGGUAGAGGCUAAAUAGGCCAGUCAUAAUUCUGGUGGUUGCCAAACUGAAUGUAUGUUUGCUGUAAAGUGAAACACUAUGAAUUAUGUAUGUGAUGUAUUUCUGAUUUUACAGAAAUGAUAAACUGAAUCUUACAAAGUAUCUUGUUGUCUUCCUGAUUCUCUAAAUAGCACAAAUUAAUGUAAAGGCUGUGAAUAAAGAACAAACAGUUUUGACUCAUUUAACGCUUUAUUUGAAACAAUUCUUGAUUAACACCCUCUAGAUAUCAUUCUUUCUUUACAUAAAUACUGACUUUUAGCUUCCUUGCCAUAUGAGACUAAUCACACAUUUCACACAUUAUGUAUGUACACAAGGUAAUACAG
Molecule: messenger RNA, 1376 nt
Organism: Branchiostoma belcheri (Belcher's lancelet)
Lineage: Eukaryota; Metazoa; Chordata; Leptocardii; Amphioxiformes; Branchiostomatidae
Product: mitochondrial inner membrane protease ATP23 homolog
Exons: 5
Coding region: 58-699 (213 amino acids)
Biological process (GO): mitochondrial protein processing; mitochondrial proton-transporting ATP synthase complex assembly
Cellular component (GO): extrinsic component of mitochondrial inner membrane
Molecular function (GO): metalloendopeptidase activity
Source: RefSeq, a predicted model, not a curated record